This is a messenger RNA of Komagataella phaffii GS115, 1362 nucleotides long. RefSeq lists its product as hypothetical. Gene Ontology annotation, molecular function: oxidoreductase activity. NCBI's taxonomy places the organism in Eukaryota, Fungi, Ascomycota, Pichiomycetes, Pichiales, Pichiaceae. Gene Ontology annotation, cellular component: cytoplasm. The coding region runs from base 1 to 1362 and encodes 453 amino acids. The record is from RefSeq and is a predicted model, not a curated record. The transcript has a single exon.
AUGUCGUUUGGGAACCACUAUUACUUCCCCGUUUCAACUACAUCGUUUCCAAAGUGGAUAGACCGUAUAAUGACAUCAAAUAUAAAUGGUUCUCUGCCUCAAAGCGCUAAUGUGGUGGUUAUUGGUUCUGGAUUUGCUGGAACCGCUGUUUCUUACUAUUUACAGAAUGAAAUUGCUGGUGACCAAUCGAUUGUGAUGCUAGAAGCAAGAGCAGCCGUCUCUGGAGCCACUUCCCGAAAUUCUGGACUUAUAAAACCUGAGUACCAUAGAAAUCAUGGUGAAUAUGUUGACAAGUUUGGGUCGAAAGUUGCGGGGCAAUUGGUCAAUUUUGAGGUUGACAACAUGAAGGAGCUGGCUAGAAUUCUAACUCUUGAUUCCGAUCUUAAUGAAAAGGCAGACUUCCAAGAGCGGAUACAUCUUGAUGCUUACUCUAACCCUCGUUCGUCGGAGACUGCCAUCAAUGAUUUCUAUGCUUUUAUGGAAAAUGAAGAAGUCUCCGUAGACCUGAAAAGAAAAGUGCAAAUAUUAUUUGGGGAUUUGGCCAAGCAACUGAGUAAUGUGCCUACUACCCCUUUUGUCAUUCAUUAUCCUAAUGGAUCUGUUAAUUCGUAUGAUUUCGUCACUGCUAUGUUAACCAGAGCUAUUCAAAAAGGCCUAGCCCUAUAUACCAAUACUCUAGUGGAAGAAGUGCAGCAAUUGGAUUCUGGUGUAUGGAAAGUAUCUACUUCUAGAGGUGAAUUAUUUGCGGACAAAGUGGUUUUUACCACCAACGCCUACACACAAGGACUCCUGCCUGAGUUUUCGAAAUCAAUUAUACCUAUACGAGGCGUUUCAUCACAAGUUAACGUUCGUAAUACGGGUAAUGAGCACUCUCUGUCCAUUGGCUCCGACAUUUAUGUUCCACAAUCCAAGAAUCUGCUCUACAGUUCACUGGGUGAGCUGGAAAAGCAGACCAAUUUCAUGGCUAAUUACAACACUGUGGACGAUUCAACUGUAUCGUCCCAAUCGUUAGAAUAUUUGCAAAAAAAUUUAGGUAAAGUGAACUCACUUGCUACUGCCACUGCUACUUCAUCAUCGUCUGGAAUCAUGGCCUACACUGAUGAUCAUUUUCCUUACGUUGGGCAAUUGAGCGAGCUGGGAAAACUAAAUGCAUAUAUUUUGGCUGGUUGCAACUGUUCGGGUCUUUCCAGAAUGCUCCUUUGUGCUAAAGAACUUGCCAAGUCCGUUGCAUUGGGGUCGGAGUUAAGCGACAGAGUCCCAGCUCCCUACAAGGUAACUAGGGAAAGAAUGGGACUCGUUGACAAAUUGAUGCAAUCGGUAUUGAAUGAAAGAGAAAUUAGAGAGACUAGAGCAAGACUCUAG